UUCCUUGUGUGAUCAUCGUAGCAUUUGGCAAUGGAGAUGGAAGCGGAGAGAGUGGGAAACCCCUUGAAGAGAAAGUUUGAGGCCUUGGAUUCUGCACCAUCUGAGGCUGAGCCUAUGGAUACAGACUCUGAGUCCAUCUCCAGAGAAUAUCAAGUGAAGGUGUAUGAGGUGGCAAUGAAGAGGAACACUAUAGCAAUGUUGGACAAUGGGGCUGGGAAAUCUAUGAUAUCCACUAUGAUGAUCAAGGAAAUUGGGAGAUCUUUGAAGAGCAAAGAUAGUCAGAGAAAGCUCAUUGCUUUCUUGGUUCCUACUGUUCAUCUUGUUCAUCAGCAGAUGGAUGCCGCUGUGAAGGAUGCAAGAAUGUCUUUUGGCCAAAAGGGAGUAUAUGGAAUGGCUAAGGUUUACUUGGCUGGAGAAGAUUCCCAAGAAACAACCGAUGACUUGUUUGUACAAAAAUGUGAGAUAGAUGCAUCCGGGAGUCAUACAUGCCAUACCGACUUUGUCAAUCCGAAUAAUUUGACUCCUCUCACACCAGCAUUCCAAUUCUCAAACCAUGGAACGGAUGGAUCAGUGGCGUGUUUCCCUUCUGGAAAGUACUUUCAUUCGCCCGAAUCUGGUUUAACGUAUGCAACACCAUACACAAUGUCCUCAGCGUCUCACAAUAUUUCAGCUAAUAAUGCUGCAAUUCCUGAAAGUUCGAAGGAAUCUCGUCAUGGUAAUGGCGACACAGUGGAUGAAUUCUCAGCAGCAUGUUCCAGGAGUUCCCUUGUCUGGCGCGGAUCACCAAUUACCCCGAUGGCUGAGUUUAGUGGGAACAAAGUUCUGCAAGAGGAUGAAUUUGAGUUUGGGUUAUCUAACACCGUGCAAGAUGAUACGCCAGAAAUACUGAAGGAUAGUCCAACGCCCCUCAACACUGUGAAAGCUAACUCACCAAAUAAGAAAAGAGUGUCUCCACCUCAUGACCAACCACCCGAGUACACUUCAAGUACAUCAGCAGACCUUCGAACUGCAAGCAAGUUCAUACUUAAAGCUGUUCCCUCAUUUCCACCUCUCACACCAUGCAUUGAUUCCAAAACCCUGGGCGUGCAGCAGGAUAGCUCUUCUGAAAAUUGUGGUGCCAACAAGUAGACGAAGCUGUUAUAUGGUAGCUGUCAUCCAUGGACAUUGUGAGCAAUCUCCAUUAAUUACGUCCCGCCAUCCAAUAAGCAGAUAUGCAUUCGACUCUCGGGAUGUAUACUUUUUGAAGAUCAAAUGGCCCAAACAUCCUGUUUGAGUCUUCAAGAAUGUCAUCAUCAUCAAGACUGUGAGGUCUCCAUAUCUUCUCCCAUCUCAAACUGCACCUCUUGCAUCAUCAAGACUGAGGUCUCUGCUGUCACGAGACGCGAAAUCUAGCUCACGACCAAUGACCAUGGUGCGCAAGGUCUAGCCAAAAAACCUGUUUGCAUAGUGGAUAGUAUGGUUCUCUACCUUUUGCUGCUUUCUAUUACCACAGGUAGAAAAUAUGAUAGGAAGUAAAUAUGGUGUUUGCCUUUGCUUUCAUGAAGAGGCUUUCAAUUUCUGAAGCCACAAAAUUUGAUUUUCCAAUUUAUUUCCCACUGCAAAGAUUUGCUCAUUUGCUUUAACUAGUAUCCAUCACCUGUGUUAUGUACGAGACAUAUGAUUUUUCACUUAUUGAAUACAAAUAUGAUAUAAGCAAUACAUAAUAUCAUUAUUUACGUUUUAAA
Salvia hispanica is the source of this 1724-nucleotide messenger RNA. RefSeq lists its product as uncharacterized. The record is from RefSeq and is a predicted model, not a curated record. Gene Ontology annotation, molecular function: DNA-binding transcription factor activity. Lineage: Eukaryota; Viridiplantae; Streptophyta; Magnoliopsida; Lamiales; Lamiaceae.